This is a messenger RNA of Aspergillus aculeatus ATCC 16872, 1062 nucleotides long. RefSeq lists its product as uncharacterized. Bases 1 to 1062 code for a protein of 353 amino acids. The transcript has a single exon. The record is from RefSeq and is a predicted model, not a curated record. Lineage: Eukaryota; Fungi; Ascomycota; Eurotiomycetes; Eurotiales; Aspergillaceae.
AUGGCAAUCCCACUUAAGGUCCUGUCCCCCGGCGACAACGUGGUGAAGUGGUUUGAAGAGGAGAGCAUUCCGUAUGCCUACUUUCACACCCCCGUCGCCGAACUGUAUUGGCUGGUGAGCACUAACCGCCAUACGAACAUGCCCGUCAAGUUUCUCAUUUCUGAAGACCUUAUCCACCAAGUCUGCGAAGUACUCACUCGCCAUGGACUGGUUGCAUGCCCGUACGGUGUCGACUGCCAGCUGACCCGCUCACUGGCCCAGAUCCCCAGCUCUGCGGAUCAUUACCAUGCGGCUCUGACAGCCGAUGCGGGCGCUCAAGGCCAGCAACAGAACCCCGAUGCGAUGGAGGUGGACCAGACACAACUGACCCAGCCACAGGACCCGGAUGCAAUGGAUCUUGAUGAGGAUAUCCCUUCCUUCCCCCCGCCAGGCAGUGCGGGCGCUUCUAACGAUGCCUACGGCCUGACGAUCCUCCUCUACCCGCAGGAGGACCUCUUCUGGUUCUUCUCCAACCCGCCUCGCCGGACCGAGCUCGAAAACAGCUACUGCUACAUGGAAUCGCGCGAGCCCGUCAUCUGCCGGCUCUGGAACUGCUCCGUGGUCACCUACACGCAGCAGACGUGGGCGGAGACGGUGCUCAUCAACCUGAGCCGCGACCUGGCGACGCGCGCCGGCGUGCCGCAGGCCUAUUGGCACGCCGAGCUGAAGCACAUCGCCAUGUUCUGGUACAACGACCACCCGUCCGUGUACCAGAAUGGGGAUCCCCAGGUCGACCUCCACCCGCGCAACAUGAUCAAGCCAUACAGCACCAUCCUGAGCCUGUUCCGCGAGGCCCUGUGGUUCUACGACCAGGACGGAUUUUCGGACGCGGUCAAGGCGGAGUUUCGGGAGAUGUUCGACGAGCUCGAUCUGAUGGGACUGUUCCCGCCUGGCCCUGGGUUGCGUGUCGAUCCCUGCACCGACCACACAUUCACGGGGCACGGCCCGAUUCCUGCGUAUUUGACGCCGUCGGUGACGGGCAUUCGUCAGGACUUUCAGUUGCGGCAGGAUACUUCAGGUUGA